Molecule: messenger RNA, 1229 nt
Organism: Hemibagrus wyckioides
Lineage: Eukaryota; Metazoa; Chordata; Actinopteri; Siluriformes; Bagridae
Gene: ier2a
Product: immediate early response 2a
Exons: 1
Coding region: 126-665 (179 amino acids)
Source: RefSeq, a predicted model, not a curated record
CAACGCGUGUCCUUCUGAUUCUGCGUCUGUUCCACACGAGUGAAGAUCAAGAAGUUUCAGAACACAAACAAAGCAAAAGGUCGUGUUUAAAGACAGACCUAAUAAAGUGACCGUCCACAGGAUAGAUGGAGGUGUGUGCAGAAGCGAAGCGGGUCAUGGUGCAGGCUCUGAGUAAAAUGUACAGCUCCCGAAACCAGCGCGGAGGAAUUCCGCUCCAUCGCAGCCUCCUGCUCACCCUGGUGAUGAGAGCCGCGCGGGACGCCUACCACUCGGCACGAGUACCGAACCACGGAACGGGCACGAGUGGACAGGCUGACAGUGCCGUGUCCGCCGGACACCAAACACAGACAGAGGAGCUAAUGGACACGGCCGAGGCGCCUGACCGUCCGCGUGCGCUCCAGAGCGGUGAUAGGACAUUACACCAAGACAACACCACAGAUAAAGAGAACUGUAACACCACCAGCCAUCAUUCACAAUCGCGGAAACGGAGAGGGAAAAGCGGCGGAGAGCCGGACUUUCUGCCGUGCAAAAAGGCGAGAUUGGAUCCAGCGGAGAUCCGACGGGUUCUCCAUGACUCCACCGCGCGGAGUAACUCCGGGAACUGCGCUCGGGAGACGGACCCUCUGUCAGCUACACACAUCCCCAGGACUAUAGUGACAUUCUGAACAGACUGUGUGUGUGUGUAGCCAGAGCGCACAGUUCCCGGUCUCACCGAGCAAAAAGCGCGCACAGUCUAUAUGGAGUUACUGUAAAAUCCAGCCAUUAUUUUGGGUUUCUGGCCCAAACACGAUCCUGAGACCCUGUGGUGUGAUCAGAGGGAGUUUCUGGGUGACGUCACGAGGUGACAGGUGAUUCAUCACUCACAUGUCUGCUUUAGAAACAGUGACGGAGUUGAGUCAGGGCGGUUCACCAUCUCAUCAUCAACCAAACCCAAAGUUUCCUGGAAACAAGCCCAUACAUGAUACAGCUCUGUGUGUGUGUGUGUGUGUGUGUGUGUGUGUCAGAUUCAUGGAUAAUAUAAAAAAACUUACUGAAGGAUUCAAUGAAAUGAAUCUUGUAAAAGCUGGCUUAUUUAUUGUAUAUAAAUGACUGUUGUGUUUGAUCACUAUGUUCAUCGCGCUUGUGUAAUCUCACAGAAGGAAAAAACGUGUUAUAAGCUACUAAACCUGACCAGUCCACAUGGUCUCUACCUCACUUUUGUAUAAUAAAAUAUUUUUAUAUAAGACGAA